Trichosurus vulpecula (common brushtail) is the source of this 1346-nucleotide messenger RNA. It is a transcript of the gene KCNRG, whose product is annotated as potassium channel regulator. Gene Ontology annotation, cellular component: endoplasmic reticulum. The transcript is spliced from 2 exons. Gene Ontology annotation, biological process: negative regulation of delayed rectifier potassium channel activity; protein homooligomerization. NCBI's taxonomy places the organism in Eukaryota, Metazoa, Chordata, Mammalia, Diprotodontia, Phalangeridae. The coding region runs from base 115 to 945 and encodes 276 amino acids. The record is from RefSeq and is a predicted model, not a curated record. Gene Ontology annotation, molecular function: protein binding.
UCUCACUUAGAUACAACCAAUAUCUAUUAUAGGCUUACUUUACAGUUUAGAAAUAACCAGUUCAGAAAGUCAAACUCUUGCUUUUAAGCCUUUGGUUGGAAGCUAUUAAGGAGAAUGAGUGGUCAGGAACUGGUCACUUUGAAUGUGGGAGGAAAGACAUUCACAACACGGCUUUCCACCAUACGACAGUUCCCUAUGUCUCGGCUGGCACGUAUGUUAGAUGGUCGGGACCAAGAAUUCAAGCUGGUGAAUGGCCAGAUUUUUGUGGACAGAGAUGGGUUGCUGUUCAGUUAUGUCCUGGAUUUCCUGAGAACUCGACUACUUUCUUUACCCACUGACUUUUCAGAUUAUUCAAGGCUCCGAAGGGAGGCUAAUUUCUAUGAACUUGAUCCUCUGGUUGAGCUUCUUGACCAAGAACUGCUAAAGCCUAAGCCAGAAAUUUUAGAGGUACGUUUUACGUGCCAGGACACUCGAGCCUUUUUCCGGGUCUUUGGCUCUUGUAGCAGCACAAUUGAGAUGUUAGCUGGGCAGAUUACAGUGUUUAUAGAGCAGCCUUCUGCCCAAACCUGGAGCAGUAGCUCUUUCCCUGCUCAGACGACCUUUCUUCCAUUUCCACCACAAAGACCUUCAUACCAUGACCUGGUUUUCCAGUGUGGCUCUGAUAAUACUACUGGCAACCAGGCCAAAGCCAGGUAUGUUGCUAUAAAGCCUGAUAAUCGAAAACUGGCCAAUGGAACUAAUGUACUAGGACUACUUGUGGAUACUUUGCUAAAAGAGGGCUUCCACCUGGUGAGCACUAGGACCGUGUCUUCUGAAGAGAAUGUUGAAUGCUACAGUUUUGAAAGGAUGAAUAGGCCUGAUGACCUUACCAUUAAUGAAAGAGUGAAACCAGAGCCCACCACUGCAGCCCAGCUGAUGCCAGUACAGUCUCAGAAAAAGAAAUGAAGUGCUUGGUCCUCAUUUAGACUAAAAGGGGGUAUUUUCUUUUAAAAGAGCAACAUUUCAAAGGAAAAAAUAAUGCAUAUACACAUGUAGACACAUACAUAUAUAUUAUAUAUAUUUUUUUGAUGGUGGGGUCAGGAGUUUCAUGCUUUGGGUAGGAUGUGCUGACGUGUGCUAAAUUCUGAGGUAAAAAUGCUAGGUUUCUCCUUCAGUCAUUUCACAAGCAGUGAGACCUGCCUCUGAGCAAGGAUGUGCAGAACUAAGUAUAUUACAUUGUUUUAGGAAUCAGAACUUGAAUAUAUUGAAGGAUGAUGAAGUGGGCAGGAGUGGUUGUUACAGUGUUUGUUUUUUUGCUGUUUGGUGUGAGCAUCAUCCUAAAAAUUUGGGUUUUUUGUUGGUUUUUU